AAUAUUAAGCACGGGAUAUAGUGAGCCAUAUCUUAUAGAAUUGGAAAUGAGUCAAUCAUCCGUGUCUACUCUAUUAGAAAAAGUAAAUCAGAAUGGAAAAACAACAUUGCAACGUUUAGAAGUUUUUAUUAAGACCGUAAGAUUUCCGUUAAAAGCUAAGAUUGCCGAAAGAGUCGAAACACCAUUAGAUAUUGAGAGUAUUACGUAUAAUGAUUUUAAUUUAGUGAAACACAUUAUGGAUGGAAAGAAAUACCAAGUUCAAAAGGCUUUGUGGAAUAAUGAAGGCGAUAAGAUAUUUGUUAUUUUAAAACUUGAGGAAAAAUCGGAUGAAACAGAACAUCGAGAAAUUAUUGGAGAGCUUCAUGUUUAUCAUUCAGUUAAUGCGAAAAAUACCCAUGAAGAUAUCAUAAAAUUUUAUGGUUCAAGCAGCUUUUUUUUAAAGAUAAAUACAUCUAUCCAAUUAUACUUAUUUGAAUAUGUUUACACUAUAGUGCCUGAUGGAUCUCCCGUAAUAGUUCUAGAAUGCAUUGAAAAUCAGGACCAACAUAAUAACUUAUAUGAAGACCUUAGUGAAGAAAUAAUGAUCACGGGAAUUAUGCUAAGAGAACAACAAAAAUACUGUGAUGAUCAUCCCCAUGAUCCAUCUGCUGUAUCGGAUAAUUCGAGCAUGGAAAAAUUAUUUCCCUAUUGA
This is a messenger RNA of Acaulospora morrowiae, 691 nucleotides long. Lineage: Eukaryota; Fungi; Glomeromycota; Glomeromycetes; Diversisporales; Acaulosporaceae. The record is from the annotation of a GenBank genome assembly.